This is a messenger RNA of Prorocentrum cordatum, 759 nucleotides long. Lineage: Eukaryota; Dinophyceae; Prorocentrales; Prorocentraceae. The record is from the annotation of a GenBank genome assembly.
AUGCAGGCCCGAGCGGAGAUCAAAGGGUUGAAGGACGUGAAGUUCUCGGCCAACCAGCUGAUCUCGUGCACGCCGAACCCGAAGCAUUGCGGCGGCGAGGGCGGCUGCGAUGGAGCCACUGCCGAGCUCGCGUUCGAGUACGUGAUCAACAUGGGCCUGCUGCAGGCAAGCGAAUAUCGAGCCAAGGUGGGGAGCAACCAGAGCGCGAACCAGAGCGCGCUAUGCCCCAAGGACCUGAAGGUGUCCACCGAGGUGGCCAGCAGGGGCACCUUGGGCGCCGACGGAAGCGAGAUGCACCGCGUCAAGAAGAGCACGGCCGGCUACGCCAUUGGCCUCAAAGGGUGGACGAAGUUGGCCGAGAACAAGGAGGACAUCAUUGUGCGGGAGCUGAUGAACAAUGGCCCAGUGUACGUCGCGGUGGCCGCCGGUGACGGUUGGUUCGACUACAACUCGGGCGUCAUGACGGAGGAAGCAUGCGACAGGGACUUCAUCGUGAACCACGCGGUGGUCUUGUACGCCUGGGGCGUCAAGCAGAAGACCGUCCGCGGACCAGUCAAGUACUGGACGAUCAAGAACUCCUGGGGCCCGCAGUGGGGGGAGCAGGGCUCUGGCCGCUUCAUCAGGUCGGACAACGAGGAGAAGGUGUGCGGCUGGGACGAGGACCCCCAGCAGGGCUCGGGCUGCGACAACGGCGCCGAGAGGGUGUGGGUCUGCGGGUCCUGUGGCAUCCUCUACGACGUCGUGGCGCCGUACUUCUGA